This is a messenger RNA of Penicillium pulvis, 411 nucleotides long. RefSeq lists its product as uncharacterized. The transcript has 3 exons. The record is from RefSeq and is a predicted model, not a curated record. Bases 1 to 411 code for a protein of 136 amino acids. Lineage: Eukaryota; Fungi; Ascomycota; Eurotiomycetes; Eurotiales; Aspergillaceae.
AUGGCUAUAUUCAGUCGCGAUCACUCCACCAGUGCUUCUUCAUCCAGUCCUCGUUCAUCGGGCAUGUCGACUCGCUCCUCUACCGGGCAUAGGAAAUAUGCCGACGAUUCUUCCCGCACGUCCUUUUCCUCUAGAUCUUCAACAGGUAGCACCCGCCGACACGGCUUUCUCCACCGUACACCUGAAGAUCCUUCGAUCCAAGCGGCUCGAGAGCAGGUUUCUCGUGCGGAGACUGCAGAGCAACAGGCAGAUAGCGCGCUGAUCGCGUCCCGGCGGGCGGUUAAAGAGGCCCGGGAUCAUGUUAAACACCUUGAGCGUGAAGCUGCUGAAGAUGCUCGACUUGCGAGAAUUAAGCACGACCAAGCGAAGUCUAUCUCUAAGCGCGCAAAGCCUUUGGGCCGCCAUUUGUAA